UCUCUCCUUCGCAAGAAGCUUCGCAAGGAGGAGCGCAAACUAAAGAAGCUUCUCAUUGGGGCCGAGGGAGGCAAAGCGAAGCUUUUCUAUUUCUUCGGUUCCUACCGUCGUCGCCAUCGUCGCCGUCCCCGUCCCCCUUCCUCCCGAAACCCUCGUGGACCAAUCGUGAAUCGGCUCCGAGUGAGCUGCCCCGACCCGUGGUCGCCGCGCGGGACGUUUUGAUGCCGCAGAAAUCCGAUCCCGAUCUCGCCGUAAUUGUCGUCGGAAGAUGAACGGGACCAGUGCCGAGGACGGCGUGCGGCAGGCGCCGUCCAUGCAUCCACCGCCGCAGCUCGAAUGGAAGUUCUCGCAGGUGUUUGGGGAGCGCAUGGCCGGGGAGGAGGUCCAGGAAGGUGCUUUAUAGGAGACAUUAAUCAGCUUGGAGGAUCCACAUCAGUCGACAUUAUCUCAGCAAUAGAAUUUGAUAAAUCUGGUGAUCAUCUUGCCACUGGAGAUCGAGGAGGGCGUGUGGUUCUAUUCGAGAGGAUAGAUGCUAGAAAUCAUGGCUCUCGCAAGGAUCAAGAGAGGCAAGAUAGUUCACUUAGCAGGCAUCCAGAGUUUCGUUACAAGACAGAAUUUCAGAGCCAUGAACCAGAGUUUGACUAUCUUAAAAGCUUGGAAAUAGAGGAGAAGAUCAACAAGAUCAGAUGGUGCCAAACAGCCAAUGGUUCUCUUUUCGUUCUUUCUACCAAUGAUAAAACAAUUAAAUACUGGAAGGUGCAAGAAAAGAAGGUCAAAAGAAUCUCUGAGAUGAAUAUAGAUGCUUCACAUGCUGCAGGAAAUUGUAGCAGUGCUAGCUCAAGUAGUCUUGGACCGUGUCUUCCCAAUGGAUGUUCUGGAAGGACUUUGAACUAUUUGAGCAAUGACUUGUGCAUUCCUCCAGGAGGGUUUCCAUCCCUCCGUCUGCCUGUGGUAACAAGCCAAGAGACAAGUCUUGUUUCAAGGUGUCAGAGGAUAUAUGCUCAUGCUCACGACUAUCACAUAAACUCUAUUUCAAAUAACAGUGAUGGUGAGACAUUUAUAUCGGCAGAUGAUCUGCGAAUAAAUUUAUGGAAUUUGGAAAUUAGCAACCAGAGUUUUAACAUUGUUGAUGUGAAGCCUGCAAAUAUGGAAGAUCUGACUGAGGUUAUAACGUCUGCUGAGUUCCAUCCAACACAUUGUAAUAUGCUAGCUUAUAGUAGUUCAAAGGGCUCAAUCCGGCUUAUAGACUUGCGCCAAUCAGCAUUAUGUGAUAGCUAUUCUAAGUUGUUUGAGGAGCAUGAGGCUUCUGGUUCAAGGUCCUUUUUCACGGAGAUUAUUGCCUCAAUUGCAGAUAUUAAAUUUGGAAAGGAUGGAAGACACAUCCUUAGUCGUGAUUACAUGACUCUUAAGCUAUGGGAUAUAAACAUGGAUUCAGGUCCUGUUGCAACAUUUCAGGUCCAUGAACACUUAAGGCCUAAGCUAUGUGAUUUAUAUGAGAACGAUUCAAUCUUUGACAAAUUUGAGUGCUGUCUUAGUGGGGAUGGGUUGCGUGUGGCAACUGGUUCAUACAGUAAUCUUUUUCGUGUUUUUGGCUGCCUUCCUGGAAGCAAGGAGACAACAACUUUAGAAGCCAGUAAAAAUCCAAUGAGGCAACAAGUGCAAAACCCUACAAGGCCUUCCAGGUGUUUAAGCAGCCUAACACGUGCUGUCAGACGAGGAGCUGAAAACCAGGGUGUUGAUGCCAAUGGAAAUUCACUCGAUUUCACAAUCAAACUACUACAUUUAGCCUGGCACCCAACCGAAAACUCAAUUGCAUGUGCUGCUGCAAACAGCUUGUACAUGUACUAUGCAUAGAGAUGAUCCGUGGAGGAUAUAUCUCAAUAGGCAAUUCUUUCAUUUAGGGUUGCUUCUUGUGAAGGCUGUGGGCUUUUCAGAUGCAACCGACAAGGCGCAGGAGGUCUGGCUAGGGGAGAUCUUGUCCGAUCUUUUAAUUCUGGGAAAAGAUCAAACAUCCAUGUUAAUCAUGACCGGUAUUGAGAUCUCAACUGAUUGUAGCUCUACUACGACUAACUCCGAAGGUUAUUUCGACAGGUCAUCUUAGUCUCCAGAGGCCCUACUGAUCUUUAUCUAGCCUUGCGGUGUAAAGGCAUGUUGCUUUGUCUCAAUGAACCUGCAUUUCAAGACUCGUGGAAGUUCUUAAGAUGUUAUGGUUCACAUCCCCUGUCUUGACAAUUUUAUUUUACAUGGAAUACCCCAAGAACUGUGGGUUCUUCUUAAUCAGUGGUUUGGAAGUAUGUGAGUCGUAGUAACAGUAGCUUGUUAUUGUUUGUCCAUUUCAGCUAUUGCUGCUUCAGCACUUUCCAUGAUAUGAUUUGUCCAUUUCAGCUAUGUAUAUUUUAAUUAUAUUAUUAUUUGAUACGAAAUGAUGAUUCGAGUUCA
This is a messenger RNA of Musa acuminata subsp. malaccensis (wild Malaysian banana), 2439 nucleotides long. Its product is annotated as serine/threonine protein phosphatase 2A 55 kDa regulatory subunit B beta isoform. Lineage: Eukaryota; Viridiplantae; Streptophyta; Magnoliopsida; Zingiberales; Musaceae. The record is from RefSeq and is a predicted model, not a curated record. Gene Ontology annotation, molecular function: protein phosphatase regulator activity; protein binding. Gene Ontology annotation, cellular component: cytosol; protein phosphatase type 2A complex.